AAGCAAGUGAGACUGGCAAGAAGUCAAAAGCACUGGCGAUGUGGAGUGUGUGUGUGUAGAGAUAAAGGUGUGCAACAGGGGGCUUCUUCUUGCUUGCAUCCUACCGGCCACUGGCAGGUGCAAGGCUUUGUGGGAUCUCCUUUCCUGGAGGCUGCAGGAAACUUUUUGAGCAGUCCCCAGAUGUGAGAAUCAUACAGUCCAGCUUCCAAAGAAUCCAGAAUGAUCAGAUUUGGAGACAUCUUGAAGGUGAUUGGAGAAUUUGGAAGGUUUCAGAAAUGGCUCGUGCUGCUGAUCUGCAUCCCGAAUUUCCUAACACCCUUUCACAUGUUCGGACAAGUGUUUAUUGUUAUGGAUGUGCCUCAUUACUGCAAUACAAGCUGGAUCUAUAAUAUUAGCCAAAACCUGACCAAAGAGCAGGAGCUGAAUUUGACAAUUCCGAUGAAACCAGAUGGAUCUCCUGAGGAAUGCAUUAUGUUUACUCCCGUGGAAGAGGAUAUUGAAUCGAUCAUAAAAUAUGGAAUCAAUUCCACAGUAGAGUGCCAAGAUGGAUGGGUGUAUCCUACAGAACCAAAGCCAUCAUUGCUAACAGAGUUUAACUUGGUAUGUGGCCGAAAGGACUUAAAUGACAUCUCGCAAUCCAUUUACAUGUCGGGUCUUCUGGUGGGAGCCUUGGUUUUUGGCCCACUGAGUGACUGGAUUGGAAGUCAACGGUCAAUCUUGCUUACCCUCCUCAUCAUGGGCUCUUUUGGUGUCGGAGCAGGCUUUGCGCCGAAUUUCUACGUCUACAUCGCCUUGAGAUUCCUCGUGGGUGCUUCUUUUGCUGGGAUCAGUAUAAGCAUGGCAGCUUUAAGUUCAGAGUGGGUCGGGGCUUCCUAUCGCCCACUUGCGCUGAUCAUCACUCACUGCAGCAAUGCUCUGGGGCAGAUGGCUUUGGCUGGCUUGGCGUACUCCAUUCAUGACUGGAGGUACUUCCAGAUUGCUGGCUCUGCUCCGGUGUUUGCCCUCUUUUUUUACAUAUGGGUCCUUCCCAAUUCUGCGCGAUGGCUGGUGACAAAAGGGAAGAUUGAGGAAGCCAAAAAGGUGCUUCGAAGGGCUGCUUCUAUCAAUAAACGAGCUGUCUCAGAAGAACUGCUCAGUCAGCUGGCUCCGGAGGAGAAGGUGAAAUCUGGAAAUAUCUUAGAUCUUUUCAAGAAGCCGCACCUAAGACGUUUAACUUUAAUCAUGGCCUGGGUCUGGUUUGCAGACAGUCUUGUGUAUUACGGAGUGAGCCUUCACGUUGGGGAUUUUGGCUUGGACAUCUACAUGACCCAGCUUGUGUUUGGAGCUGUUGAAAUACCCACUCGGGCCUCCUGUAUCUUCCUGCUGCAGUGGAUGGGAAGGAAGAAAUGCCAGGCCGCUUGGCUAAUCCUGGGUGGAGUCGUCUGCUUGCUCAUCCCUGCGAUUCCAAAAGAUUUCCCUGUGAUUGUGACGGUGCUGGCUGUUAUUGGCAAGGCCGCUCUGGCUGCUUCCUUUUCAACCACCUAUGUGUUUUCUGCUGAGGUCUUUCCCACGGUUGUCAGACAAACGAGCUUAGGCUUGUGUUCCAUGUCUGCCAGAGUAGGUGGCAUCCUCGCCCCAUUGGUUGGUCUCCUGGAGAAACACCACCCUGCUAUUCCAAUGGGAUUGUAUGGUGGCACAGCACUGCUUGGGGGCAUCCUCUGCUUUUUUCUUCCUGAGACACGCAACAAAGAUCUUGAGGACAACACUGCCAAAUCCUCAGCAAGCCAGAGGUCCAACAAGGCUGUCAACGGUAGCUUUGAAAAUGGACCUGAGCAGAAAGAAGAUGUCCAGAUUAAAGAACCCACCACGAGUACAUACCUCUAGCGGCAAUAGCAAAUCCCCUUGGAGUCCAAAGGAAUGAUGGGAUGUCUGGUUUUGUAGGGAAGAUUUUAACAGACAAACGUUGUAGGCGUCCCUAUUGAUUGUCCACCCCCAUGCUCAGGGUCUCUCAGAAAAUAUGCAGUCCUGCAGAUUAUCCAGAAGCAUACCUGGGAAAGAGCUCUGUUAUUUCCCCACUAUUUAAGAACAGUCCUCCAUGCUCCCACCAGGCAGAGUUGCCAUUCCUUUUUAUACAUCAGGGAUGGGGAACCUGUGGCCUUUGAGACAUUGUUGGACUCCAUCUUCCAUCAUCCCUGUGCAAUGUCCAUGCUGGCUGAGGCCAAUGGGAAUUGGCAACAUCUGGAAAUCCCCAUCCCUGUUAAACAGGAUUCCUCAAGCAGAGUGAAAUAAAGCAACAGCCCCUCUUUUUGACCCCUAACACACCAAGAACUCAGGAGUUUUCUCUCACAGGAAGCUCAUGUGGUUCCUCUCCUCGUCUUUUUGAAGGCAAGUUAAGACCUUUCUAUUUCAUUGCACUUUUGGUAAAAUGGAUACUUUUUCCUGCUUCGUUUUUUUCAGUUGUGGUUGGUCUUCUUUAUAUUCCUGGUUUUUAGUCAUUUUAAUAUAUUAUGACCGAUUUUUCUUUUCUUUUUUGUACACCCCUCAGACAUUUGUGCUGAAGACUUGUCUAAAAAGAUGUUAAAUAAAUAAAUAAUAGGUGCGUAUGCUAGAAAAUUUUUAAAAGGCCUCUGACAGCAAGGAUUAGUUGAUGUUAUUAUUGAGCAUAGGAGGCAGAGCUGCUUCCAGCAUGGAGGUCGUGGGCUUCCAGGCAAACUUGAACCCUCCCAUUAGUGCCUUUUUAUAAAUUAGUCAGGAAACAGGGUGGUAGGGGUGGUGAGAAAGGAUUUUUAAAGAUGGUGGGAACACAUGACAAGACGGAGAGGGCCACAGCUCUGGGGCAGAGUGCAUGCUCAGCUCCUCCACUUGACAUAAUAUCUGGUUUGAUUUCUCUCACUUUCUCAUUUUUCCAGUCUUAAGUUCAGUUCUCCCCAUUUCCACAUCAGUUUGCAGUUUUGUUUUUUGAAGUCCUCAUGACUGGAGAAAUUGCACUGCAAAAUUCAGAGAAGUGCAAAUUUCAAAGGGUGGCUGUGUUUCAGUUCUUGUAUUGUUUCAGGGAGUGCAAAUUGAUUAUAUAAUUGGUAGCAGAAGAUGGAGAAGUUCCAUACUUUCUGCAAAAACAAAACCAGAAGCAGACUGUGGUACAGAUCACGAACUGGUCAUAUCGAAAAUCAGAGUAAAGCUAAAGAAGACCAACAAAGCAAUCAUAAUGCCAAAAUACAAUUUAAAUAACAUCCCAGAAGAAUAUAAAGAUCAAAUAAGGAACAGGUUUGAGUCUUUAAACUUAGUUGAAAGAGGACCAGAAGAACUAUGGAGUGAAGUCAGAGACAUUAUCAGGGAAGAAUGCAAAAAGGCAAUACCUCUAGUUAAAAAGAGAGAAAUGGAUGACUGAAGAAACUCUUAAAAUGGUUAAAGAGAGAAGGAAAGCAAAAGCAAAAGGAGAUAGAAACACGGUCAGAAUCCUAAAUGCAACAAUACAGCGUCUAGUACAUAGGGACGAGGAGAACUAUUACAAUAGUUAUUGUAUAGAAAUAGAAGAGGACAAUAAAAAUGGUAGAACAAGAGCCCUAUUCCAAAAGAUUAGAGAAAUUAAAGGGAAAUUUAAACCAAGGGUAAGGAUGUUGAAUAACCAACAGGGGAACACACUGACUGACCGAGAUGAAAUAAAAGGAAGAUGGAAGGAAAACACCAAAGGACUCUAUAAAAGAGAUGCAAGGAUGACAGAUUAAUUCACGGAGGAACCGUAUGAUGAAGAACCAGAAAUUUUAGAAAAUGAGGUGAAAGUUGCUCUUAAAAUACUUGGAAGAAACAAAUCACCAGGAAUAGAUGGCAUACCACUAGAGUUGCUACAAGCUACUGAGACUGAAUCUGUCCAAAUUUUGACAAAACUUUGUCAACAAAUAUGGAAAAGAAAACAAUGGCCCACAGACUGGAAGGAUUCAAUAUACAUCCCAAUUCCAAAGAAGGGGGAUCCCAGGGAAUGCAGUAAUUAUUAAACUAUUGCCUUAAUAUCCCAUGCAAGUAAUGCUCAAGAUUCUACAACAAAGGCUCUUACCAUAUAUGCAGUGCGAAAUGCCAGACGUCCAAGCUGGAUUUAGAAAGGGAAGAGGCACCAGAGAUCAUAUCGCAAACAUACUUUGGAUAAUGGAAUGGACCAAGGAAUUUCAGAAGGAAAUCACCCUGUGCUUUAUAGAUUACAAAGCAACAACAGCAAGUGGCUAGCAUCCAAAACCAGGGGAAAAAGAGGGACAGGAACCAAGAUGCUAGAAGCAUAGAAUGGACCAAGGAAUUUCAGAAGAAAAUCACCCUGUGCUUUAUAGAUUACAGCAAAGCCUUUGACUGUGUAGAUCAUGAAAAACUAUAGAAUCCUUUAAAAGAAAUGAGGGUGCCACAGCAUCUGAUUGUCCUGAUGCACAACCUAUACUCUGGACAAGAGGCCACUGUAAGGACAGAAUAUGGAGAAACCGAUUGGUUCCCCAUCGGAAAGGGUGUGAGACAGGGGUGUAUUUUAUUACCCUACUUGUUUAAUCUAUACGCAGAACAUAUCAUACAGAAAGUGGGAUUGGACCAAGAUGAAGGAGGUGUGAAAAUUGAAAAUUGGAGGGAGAAAUAUCAAUAAUUUAAGAUAUGCUGAUGAAAGUUAAAGAGGAAAGCACAAAAGCAGAACUAUAGCUGAAUGUCGAGAAGUCUAAAGUAAAGACAACAGAAGAUUUAUGUAACUUUAAAGUUGACAACGAGGACAUUGAACUUGUCAAGGAUUAUCGAUACCUUGGCACAGUCAUUAAGCAAAUGCAGAUGAUAGUCAAGAAAUCAGAUGAAAGCUAGUACUGGGGAGGGCAGGUAUGAGAGAACUAGAGAAGAUUCUCAAAUGUAAAGAUGGUAUUCCUGAUCUCUAUGUAUGGAUGUGAAAGUUGGACAGUGAAAAAAAGAAUAUAAGGGAAAAAUCAACUCAUUUGAAAUGUGGUGUUGGAGGACAGCUUUGCAGAUACCAUGGACUGUAAAAAAGACAAAUAAUUGGGUGUUAGAACAAAUUAAACCAGAACUAUCACUAGAAGCUAAAAUGAUGAAGCUGAGGUUAUCAUAGUUUGGACACAUAAUGAGAAGACUUGAUUCACUAGAAAAGACAAUAACGUUGGGAAAAACAGAAGGGAGUAGAAAAAGAGGAAGGCCCAACAAGAGAUGGAUUGAUUCCAUAAAGGAAGCCACAGACCUGAACUAACAAGAUCUGAACAGGGUGGUCCACGACAGAUGCUAUUAGAGGUCAAUGAUUCAUAGACUUGAAGGCACAUAACAACAACAAACCUUUCCAUUUGAACUGAACUGAAUUUCUCCCCCAUCCCUAGUGUUAGAGCACAUGCAUAUGCUUUGCCCCUGGUUCAACUCCCCAAAUAAUCUUGGAGGUGGAAAAACACAUGCUUUGCAUGCUCAAGGUCCCGAGUCCAAUUACUAGGUUCUUCAGCUAGAAAACUCUCUGGGUGAAGCAUAUUCUGUGUAUGCAUGAAGCCCUUUUCAGUCUUCAGGUUCUGCAGGUUUCCCAAUUUAAAAAAAAAUGAACUUGGAGAGCAGUGCUGGGAAGCUCCAGCUUGAAACCCUGGAGAGAGAUCAGUCUGUCAGAUUAGACAUUACUGGGCUAGAUUAGCCCACCGUCUGACACGAUGCAGUAUGAGGCAGCUCAUAAGACACAAAUGUGGCAUAAACAAUAUGGAUCAUCACUAUGCCAGCUUCACAUGCUGAAGAGCCUUUCAUAUCUCCAGUUCCUGUGUUCUCAUUUAUACCCCUGGUUCUGAAGUUAAUGCAUAACUUGCUAAUACUGGAAUGAUAAACCUUGGGAGUCCAGAAGGGCAGUCAAUCGCUGAUGGGCUUUCUGCCAAGAGAGGAGAUUCAAAACAAAACAGAACAACAAUCCCACCCCCAUCAGGUUGAUUUUACCAUGAAGUCAUUAAUUGCUGAUAGUAAGUGCGUUGCCUUUGCUAUCAGCAGCAGCAGCAUCAUCAACAAUAUUAAUAUUAAUACCCACCCUUCUCCAGCAGGGUUACAGCAGUCCUAAAAGCAAUUAAAACAAAUCACAUUUACAAUAAUAGGGUGGGUCCUCCUGAAAACAUAUAUCUCAAGUGCCAAAGGCCAGGUUAAAGAGGUGCAUUUGCCAAAAAGGUGCUGGGGCAACUCUGUGGGGAGGGAAUUCCCUAAUUUGUGGAGAGGGAAUUCCACAACUUGGGGGCUGCCGCAGAGAAUGUCCUCUCCCACUGCCCUGAACUUCUGAGGGUGGUGGAACUACCAAGGAGGCCCCUUCUGCUGAUCUUAAUACCCAAGAGAGUCUGUAGAGAAGGAGGUAGUCUCUUAGAUAUUUGGGGCUUGAGUCAUUUAGGGCUUUAUACAUGUAUAAGCAUCUUCAGCUGGGCCUGGAAACGAACUGGCAACCAAUACAGCUGCUUUAGAACAGCGAUUAUAUGAGUUCUAAAAGCAACUUUAGCCAGUAGUCAGGCUACUGAUUUUGGAACAGUUGAAGUUUCUGAGUCGUCUUCAAGGGCAGCUUCACAUAGAGCGCGUUGCAACAAUCCAAUCUGGAAGUUACCAGAGUGUCUCUGUUCAAAAGGGGCCAAAGCUGGCAAACUAGCUGGAGCUGGAAAUAGUCACUCCUAGCCACUGAGGCCACCUGGGCCUCAAGUGACACUGUUGGAUCCAGGAGUACUUCCAAGCUACGAACCUCUCCUGCCUCCAUCAACUUGACACACAACAAUUUAUCAGGGGAAGAUUUUCCCACCACUUAUCUCUAUGCCUGAAAGUAUCUUGUUCUAUUUCUCCAUAUUGGGUUUCUUUUAAAGGCAUAGGAGCAGGGCCAGUAAAAGAAGAUGGUAACCCUUGGUGACCUAUGGUCUAUCCAAAAAAGAGCAAGUAACUAUUACUGCUGAGAAGGAUCUGGAUUUCUACUGGGCAGCAGUGUUAAUCCCUCAAAAUGGGAAAGAUCAUGCAAGAUCUUUCUGUGUUUCUAGGUUAAAAUUUGCGGUUCUGAUUUAGAUUUUGCUUUCCUGAGACUGGAUUAUUGUUUUAGACUGUACGGUCUGUUCUAGACUCUAUAGUAGAUCACCUUUUUGUAUCUUCCAGCCACUACUGGUCUCAUAAUACAAUGAAGAGACUUUGUUACAUUUAUGUUCUGCCUUUCCCCCCAAGAAACUUAAAACCCCCUGGUGAAUUUACCAUCACAACAAGCCUGUGAGGUAGGUUAGGUGAUGAUGUGGGGAGAGUGAUUCACCCAUGUUCCCCCAGUGAGUUAUUUUAUUUAAUGGUGGCACAGCCUCUAGCCUGGAUUUCAAAUGCUUGCUGUCUUCUGUCCCAUUUUAUUUAUUUAUUCUCAUAUUUAAAUCCCAUCCAUAAAGGCCAGAUUAACGGUUCCUCGUUCGCUGCUUUAUCUUCACAACAACCCUGUGAGAUAGACUGGGGGUGGGUGGGUGAGCAAGAGAGUGAUUAGCCCAAGUUCACCUAGUGGGUUCAUGGCUGAGUGGGGAUUUGAACCUGGAUUUCCCCAGUCCCAGUGCAGUACACCACACUGGCUGUCCAGUGUAUAUGGAAGACUACCAAAGCAUAAAAGCAUUGUCCAUUGCCUCUUUGGGCUGCAAUAAAUAUAAAAUCUAUACUAAUUGUCUCUAUGUGCCAUCCAGUGGGGGCUGGUCCAUUAAGGCAAAUUGGGUGCUGCCAGUCCCUCCUUGCCUACCUGCCUGCUUGCCUGCCUUUUUCCAACAAAUCCUGGGGCUGACACAACUAGUCCUGGGGUUGACACUGGCUGUCAGCUUCUUCUCUCUCCUUAAUCUCAGUGCUGAAUUUGUAGAAUUCAGCAGGAAGGAGGAUAGAAUUUAUUCUAGGAUAGAAUGACUUCGUUUUGUCCAUCAUUGGCUCUAGCUCCACCCACUUAUAGCCUCCCUGCUUUCCACCCUACCAGUCCUAAUGGGCACCAGCUACCACUUGUGCUGUCAACAGAGAGAUGGAAGGAUCAGUCUAGUGUGGCUGCUGUACAGUGUGGGCUCAUCUACAUGGGAGCAUUUCUUCAAAGGAAAUCCACUUCUUUUACCUUCACUUUUCAUUUGCAUCAUCUGCAGUUCCCGCUCAGUGUUAGUUGUCAAUUGCCUUUUCCUACUCACACAAGCAGGUAUUCCUCUGGGGAGGAUUAGUCUUGCUUUUUCCUUGUGGCUCCACCCUUUAAUUAUACAUUUCCACUCCCUCUGGUUGCUAAGGUGACCAAGCAUGCUCUGUUCUACCAGCUGCAGUAGGUUCCUUAAAAAAAAACACCCAGAAGUGUGGAUAUCUGUGUUUUCCCUGGUUGGAUACAGCUGAAAUACAAAUCUUUGUUUGAGCAGUGUUAUGCUUUUGUGCACAAGUUAGGGGGAAAAGAAAACAAAGGCACUGUUUGCAGCAACAUAAAAAAGGACAGCAGAAUGGAGGAGAGCAACCAGAAGUUGCUUGUCAGGCUGCAGGAAACAAAAUGAAUGAGGGAAGAGGAGGGAGUGGGCGUGGAGAGGGGAAUGACUGACACACCCAGCUAAAAGCACCAGCAAGCACUAAAAAACAAAGUGAAGACUUUUUUUCUUCCCUUUUCGUAUUAUCAGUGGAUUGGGUUAGUACAGAUUUACAGGGGUGAAACUGCAUGAUAGCUUGUUUGCCAGUAACAUCACAUGAACCAUGCAAAUUUAAAGGAGAUGUGAGUAGCACCAAACAUACCAUAAGCCACUGUGUAGAUGACUCCUGUAUCACAUUUUGUAUCUUCCAACUCUAUACAAACACCAAAGAGACACUAAUCUUGUAGGUCUUGGGACUACCCAGUGUAAGGGUUGAGAAAUUCUACAAGACAUUUUUUUUAUUUAGAGCUUUUACACUCUGCUGUUCAGCAAAAAGACUCCCAGAAUGGCUUACGCACAAUCAGUUAAAACAAGAGAGUCCCUGACUGCAGGCUUAUAAUCUAAAAAACGUGACACAGAAAGGAGGAAGAGGAAGGGAGGCAAAAGGGGAAAAAAACCAAACUCAGGCAUCAAUUCUUAAAUAGUAGGACUUAUAAUGACAAUCUGGCAUAAAAACAGUUCAGGGGUAGAAGGUUGCUGAUGGAGCUGUCUUUUAGCAAGUUGAUGGAAUGGGUGAUGAUGAUAUUGGAAAUUAUUGUAAAUGGUCAGUGUUUUUCUCCCCAAUGCAAUUUGCUUAAAGACCUAAGAAGAGUCCUGCUGGGUCAGAUCUCCUGAGUCCACCGACUUCCAUAUUCUAUUUCAAACAGGAGCUAUAACAAGAUAGCAGCCACCUAAUGGUAGGGCCAGCCCUUUGACAAUGCACUGAAUUCUGAUAUGUAGGGCAAAUCCCCAUUGUAAGAAUAAGCAUUUUCUCAUCUUUGAGAGUCAGUUUAAAGUAAACCAGAGCAGCUUGGUUUUGAAGGAUUCUGUUUCUUUUCACUUGUCAAGUCUCCUUUUGAAAACAGUGAGUAUUCCUUCAAAGUUACGGACUAGCAUUAUAUGUUCAUAACACAGAGUGUGCAGCCUGUUUUUUCUAGGAAGGAAAAUCAAUAAUGAUUGAUUAAAAAAAAAACAGAAAAAAAGAGAAAUAGUUUCAAAAUCUAUGAUUAGGGCCCCCUCCAGAUUUGUGUUUUAUUGUGGAUGCAUUCUGCAACGUAUGUUUGACACAGUAAUAGUGCACGUGGGUUUAUUCUGUUUUAUUAGUUGUUCUGUGAUGCUUCUCCAGUGCUCCCACAUCAUUGCUGUCCAGAGGGGCUAUAGCACAACAAAAGCAGGGCAACAAUAAACCAGAACAUUUGUGGUAUAAAAAAGGAUGAGAUUUCAGUAGGACGUUGUAGAAUGUGCACUGAUUGGAAAUGAAUGUGACCAGCCGCCCUUAAACGUUUGCAGGCACAAAUAAUAUUGAAAAUGGGGUCGUAAAUGAUAGCAUCAUGAACACAAAUAAUUAUGAAUACACGAUAAAAAGGACAGCUGGGGGAGUCAUCAGAUGAAUUUUCCUGCAAAAGACCUUCCAUGAUCUGACAAGAAUAGAAUGUAAAGGCAUAAUAUACAACAUUAAUAUUUGUAUCUGAUUUAUAUAAUUGUCAAUUAUAGAUUCAAGCUGAAUCUAUAAAAUUCACACUUUCUGAAACAAUAUGAGAACCGAAACACAGCCGUCUUUUGAAAUUUGCACUUAUUUGAAUUUUGCCAUGCAGUUCGCCAACCAAACAAUGUUUGCAAGUUGCAUAUGUUAGGAAAAAAUCUGCAUAAAAAUGAAUGGAUGAGUGAAAAUAACAUACAAAAUGUAUUACAUGAUGAAAAAUUGCUUGAAAGAUGUGUACGCUAGUCAAAAACUGCAUACAAAAAUGUUUAUUCACACUAAAAUGGUGGAGAAUUUUCAUGAGGAUUUUUUUUAAAAAAAUGGCGAAUUGCUGCAGAAAUAUGGAGAACCAAAUUUAAAAUGGGAAAAAUGAGAAACUGAGAGAACAGAAAUUGAUAGAUCCUUCCUCCCUACUCAGGACUAGCUCUGCCUGCCUGUGGGCUGGCUUAUGCAACCCUUUAUUGACUGCUCAAGGAUUUCAUUUGUAAAGAAACAGAUUGCUGUUAUGCUGAUACGAUGAGAUUUCCAGUACAACCUCCACAAAUUAAACUUCCCUUGUAAAUUCAGCCCUGAUCUUGCACUUCUUAAGAAGAGCAGAAAGUGCUGUUCCUUUAGGUACAAAAAAUGGCUAAUGAGGUACCAAAACAAGAUGCUAAGCAUGUUCUCUGAGCCCAGGAAUGCCUGACGGUUGCCUUUUAUUAUUACAAAUUCCUUGGGAUUCAAUCUUAGGCAAGGGAAAUCUAAUUGAUCCCUUUUCCCCAUCUUGCAAUGCCUUUAGGCUCAGGGUAAGAAGAGAAGGAAAUGAAGUUUUCAGCUCCCCACCCCCCCACUCCAGGGUUAGGGAGAGCCAUUUCCUUUUCACAGAGUAAUUCUCAUUAAGUCCUUUUCAGAGCCAGAGGAGAGAGAAUUGGGAAUGCACUAAAUUUGUUGCUCUCUCCAAUUGGUUAGUGGAUUUGAGGUGGUGGAGUGGAGGGGAAGCAGAGCAUUGAGAGAAUCAGAAUAUAUACUCUUUUGUUGUCUCCUGGAGUGACACAGCUGUGAAGGGAUCAGGAUCAGCCUUCUCCAACUAGGUGCCCUCCAGAUGUUGUUGAACUAUAAUUCCCAUAAUCCCUGACUAUUGGCCAGACUGAUUGGGGUUGAUGGGAGUGGUAAUCCAACAUCUGGACAACACCAGAUGUAAUUCAUUACAUCUGUGACCUUACAGGUCCAUCUAGGAUUGCCAGUUUCUAACCUGGCAAAUCAUGGGCAGUCUAGCCAAUUACCAUAUCAAUGAGGUAAUUUUUUAGUAUCAAGGGGCUUAAGAACUUAAGAAUGACCUUGCUGAAUCAGUGCAAAGGUCCAUCCAGCCUAGGGAUGGAUGGAUCAUUCAUAGGAAUAACGUAGGAAACUGCUCUUUAGGAUUUCAGACAGGUGCCUAUUCCCAGCCUUAUGUGAAGAUACCAGGGAUUGAACUUGUGGCCUUCUCUAGUUGCAAAGCUUUGCAACUGAGCUACAUUUCCAGUCUGUGCCUUUAUUCCUCCUGUGGUCUGUCCCAACCCAUUUUUGUCAGAGUUUGUUAUUUAUUUGUUUUUAGACCUCACUCAAAUCCGGGAUCUCCCCUCUUCCAUUACUCAGUUUUAUGAAGUGGUCUGAGGGUUGCCUAUGAAGUUUUAAAGUCUUUCUUUCCACAGGUAACAGCUAGAAAGCCUGCCUGCUUCUGUGAUCCGUGUGCGUGUGGGCAUUCAGAAUGCAGCUGCAACUAUCCCUGGGACAGACAGGAUAUGAUGGCAUUCUAUCCUACAAGGGAUGACUGGUGUGAAAUAGAUGGCAGCCACAUAGGCCUAGGGGGGCAGCCAUCUUUUAUUCCAUUCAAGUCAGUGGGAGAAUGAUGUGUCAUUAUAUCCUGUCCUGGAUGGGGUUACACUCCCCCUAAAGGAGCAGGUUCGUAGUUUGGGAGUCUUUUUAGACUCUUCCCUUUCACUUGAGGCUCAAGUAGCCUCGGUGGCACGGAAUGCGUUCUAUCAACUUCAGUUGGUAGCCCAGCUACGUCCCUAUCUGAGUAAAGAGGACCUUACAUCAGUUGUUCAUGCUCUGGUAACCUCGUGUUUGGACUACUGCAACGCGCUCUACGUAGGGCUGCCUUUGAAGACAGUUCGGAAGCUACAGCUAGUGCAAAAUGCGGCGGCCAGAUUGUUAACAAGGACCAAGCGGUCCAAGCACAUAACACCUGUUCUGGCUCGCCUGCACUGGCUACCAAUAUGCUUCCGGGCCAGAUUCAAAGUGUUGGUAUUAACCUAUAAAGCCUUAUACGGCGCGGGACCACGUUACUUGUCGGAACGCCUCUCCCGAUAUGAACCGGCCCGUACUCUACGUUCUACUACGAAGGCCCUCCUCCGGGUUCCGACUCAUAGGGAAGCCUGGAGGGUGGUGACAAGAUCUAGGGCCUUCUCAGUGGUGGCCCCCGAACUGUGGAAUAGUCUCCCCGAGGAGGUGUGCUUGGCGCCAACAUUGUUAUCCUUUCGGCGCCAAGUUAAAACCUUCCUCUGUUCCGAGGCAUAUUAAUUUAAGUUAACGUAAUUUUAAAAUCUGCUGUGAUUGAUUUUAUUUUGUUUUAUUUUUAUAUGUUUUUGGCUGUAUUAUACUAUGUGAUUUUAUUGUAUUUCUUGUGUUCACCGCCCAGAGAGCUAUUGCUAGUCGGGCGGUAUACAAAUCUAAUAAAUAAAUAAAUAAAUAUUUCUUUCUUUGAUCUCUACUUUUCCCUUUUCUUAAAUUUCACUUCCUUCCUAUCCUCUUGUUGUCCAAACCCUAUUAGAGCAUCCCCUUGUUGUCUAGGCCUCCAUUGCUGCUUUGCUAGAUCUCUAGUACCCUCCCUGACUCUUUAUUCAACAACCAUUAGAUAUGGGGUGGGGAACCUGUGGGGUUCCAGAUGUUGUUGGACUACAGCUCCCAUUAUCCCUCAACUUUGGCCAUACUGGUUGGCACUGAGGGGAGUUGUAGUCCAACAAUAUCUGGAGGGCCACAGGUUCUGUCUGUGUCAGAGAAAUGAAACAAUUAUCAUGAUCAACUAUUGCAGCAAUGUAGGUUUCAGUAGCCUGUAGCUGGUGCAUUUUCUUGUGUGAACGAACCGUUUUGCCAUUGUACCACAUUGUAUUUGGUGCUUCAAGCCACAAAGUCAUUUUGUCUGUUUUUGUCUUUGUAAUAAAUAUUAUUUUAUUCUAAUUUAAACUGAGAGUCCAUGGUCUUUGGCUAAUUCUAACCGCUCUGCUGGGCAAUGAUUGCCAGAUAAAG
Molecule: messenger RNA, 13308 nt
Organism: Rhineura floridana
Lineage: Eukaryota; Metazoa; Chordata; Lepidosauria; Squamata; Rhineuridae
Product: solute carrier family 22 member 13-like
Exons: 11
Coding region: 220-1863 (547 amino acids)
Biological process (GO): transmembrane transport
Cellular component (GO): membrane
Molecular function (GO): transmembrane transporter activity
Source: RefSeq, a predicted model, not a curated record